Molecule: messenger RNA, 299 nt
Organism: Closterium sp. NIES-67
Lineage: Eukaryota; Viridiplantae; Streptophyta; Zygnematophyceae; Desmidiales; Closteriaceae
Source: the annotation of a GenBank genome assembly
GGGCAGAAUGGCCAGACAUCAACAGACAGGCAACCUGGCCGCCGAUGUACCUGGGGGAGCAGAAGGUGUCCGAGCAGCAGUGCUAGGAGAGAUAUACGAAGUGGCAAGGGUACUGCACCGACCACCCUCGGAGCUGGCAGCACCACCUCGACGGGCCGGGUGGUUGCCUGAAGGCUCACCUCCUGAAAAGCAGGAGGCAUAUAGAGGUGGUUGACCCCGAUACAUGAUGGAUGGGUGAUAGGGAGAAAGGGGACAGGGACGAGGUUGCAGGGUCGGCGUGUGUAUGGUGACGGUGACAA